CUUUGCCGGUUUCCAUGGCGACCGCUAAGUUGUUGUCCUCGGGAGCUCGCCCUGGCCAGUAGAAGUGUCUGACCGGGGUGGCAUUAGGCGCAUCAGGCAGCAGGUGCCCAUGUAAUGCUUAUUACUUGUACUGUGGCAAUAGAGAACCGGGAGAGGGAGGACACGGCCAAGCGUCCAUAGGUACUGCAGCACUGAGGCUAUACAGUAGCAUAGACGCCGUUCUAUACGUUACUACCUGCCACCCAGUAACACUGCCAUAAGGGGUUACAGUUUCCAGGCUGCAGCACUUAGCCCGAGUGUUGCCGGACAACAUGAAAGGUGAUUCACAAGGGUGCAGUGUAUCAGAUGAUGAUACCGGAGAUGAUGAAGAGGAUGAAGAUGAGUCGGAGAGUGAAAGUUUGGGUGAGACCACCCCAGUAGACGCGGGACCUACCACUGUGAACAUUGACCUUGAUGAGACUAAUCUGCAUGAAGAAAGACCAAAUCAGGAUGAAACGGCCCAUAUCCCAGAAACACCAAAGAUAGAUUGUGGUACCGACACUACAGACCAGUCUAAAAAGAAAAAGAAGAAAAAACGCAGAACGAUUGGUAUAAAUUUAAAAAACUGCAAAUAUGAAAGCGUGCGUCGCGCUGCACGUCUUUGUGGACUGAAGGAAGUUGGGGAGGAAGAAGAGUGGACGGUCUACUGGACAGACUGCUCAGUCUCACUAGAGCGUGUAAUGGACAUGAAGAGAUUUCAGAAAAUCAACCACUUCCCAGGAAUGAGUGAGAUCUGUAGAAAGGAUUUGCUGGCAAGAAAUAUGAAUCGACUGUUAAAGCUUUUUCCCAAAGACUACAACAUCUUUCCACGAACGUGGUGCUUGCCUGCAGAUUAUGGUGAUUUACAGGCCUACUGUCGCACAAAGAAAAAUAAAACGUACAUCUGUAAGCCUGAUAGCGGAUGUCAAGGCAGGGGCAUUUUUCUUUCCAAAAAUUUAAAGGACAUCAAACAUGGAGAACACAUGAUCUGUCAGCAGUAUAUCACCAAGCCAUUCCUCAUUGGUGGAUAUAAAUUUGAUCUGCGGAUAUACGUCCUUGUGACAUCUUGUGAACCCCUGCGCAUUUUUAUCUACAAGGAAGGACUGGCGCGUUUUGCAACUAUGACUUACACGGAACCAAGUCUCAAUAACCUGGACGAUGUCUGUAUGCACCUGACCAAUUAUGCAAUCAACAAACAAAAUGAAAACUUUAUCAGAGAUGACCUAACAGGGAGUAAGCGAAAACUAUCAACUCUGAGGACCUGGCUGGAGGAAAACUGUUAUGACACAAACAAACUUUGGGAGGACAUUGAAGAUGCUAUUAUAAAGACUCUCCUUUCUGCCCAUCCUAUCCUGAAACAUAACUAUCGCACCUGCUUUCCAAACCAUAUUGCUGGCAGUGCUUGCUUUGAGAUUCUAGGAUUUGACAUCCUUCUGGAUAAAAAGUUAAAGCCUUGGAUACUAGAGGUGAAUCAUUCCCCGAGUUUUACCACAGACUCACGUUUGGAUCGAGAAGUAAAGGAUGCUCUACUUUAUGAUACACUUAACUUGAUCAAUCUCCGGGCCUGUGACAAACGGAAGGUUCUUGAGGAAGACAAACGUAGAGUUAAGGAGCGUUUACUGCAGCGUAAUCCCCAAAAGGAAGCUAGACGAGAGCAUUUGGAAAGUACACAGGCUGCUUGGCUGGAGCAAGUGCAAAAAUAUGAAGACAGCAACUUGGGAGGUUAUCAGCGUAUUUACCCACAUGCAAAAGCAGCCAAAUAUGAGCAGUUCUUCAAGCACAGUGGGUCUUUGUUCCAGGAAACUGCUGCUUCAAGGGCCAGAGAAGAGUGUGCUAGGCAACAACUAGAAGAACUACGUCUUAAACAGGAACAGAAGGAAAUACCAGCAGGGAAGAAGAAAAGAGAAAGUAAGGACAUGUUACAAGGAGAGUCAGCAGGGGAAAAGCCUGUGAUGUACAAGGUGACAAGGAGGCCUCCAACUAGUACUCAGUCCAGAAGUUGUAGGACCACAGAGAGAAAGGCGGCAGAAGAAAAAAUAGACUCUAUGAAGCCAAUAGACAUUGAUGAAAGAGAGGAAAUGGAACGACUACAAGGCCUUCAGCAAAGAGAAAAGCUCAUCCGAGGACUUGGGAUAGUGGAUAAUAUUAGCAGACUGCUCAGCACUCUGGAACCAAGAACUCCUGAAUACACUCUCCUAGAUGAUCAAACAAGAAAUCAAAUACGUUUCAAUAAAGCUCUGCAUAUGUGCCAGGAGACAGAUGGAACCAUGUCCUUUGUCCAGCUGCCCUGUCUUGGAGAUGCAGCCACGGAGACCAUAACUCUUGCAAGUGCCAAUGCUAACCAUAUUCAUUAUGGGCACCCAACGAGCAUUCCUAGCUUCCUAGCUGCAUUAGGAGCAAUGCCUGCCACACAUUGUAUAUCCAGGAGAUAUGCACAGCAAAAAAAUGGAACUUGGAACAGGUCCCAGUCCAUACGAGCAUUGGCAACUGCCAAUGAGCCAAGUUCCUUUACCAAUCAAGGAACCCACUUAAAGCUUUCUAGUGCCAAAACCAGGAUGGAGCAGAAAAGUCCAUCUAAUAAGAAGCUUAGUAGAGCUGGAUCCCUAAAUAGCUUUCCUCCUAAUGGACCACGUUUCAGCGCACCUUCCACUGGUUGCCUUCUGCCUGCUGUUGGGGGGACCUCAUCUACUGAUCGACCUUUAGCUAUUUCAUCAUGUUCAGCUACUAUUGCAAAGCGGACAAAUCAUUCAAGGCAAAACCCUAUGGGUAUCUUCAACUUGAAUAUAAACUGGAGAUGGACUUGAGCACAUGCCAACAGCAAGUACACAGAUACCUCCAACAAUGCUGAUUUGGGAUUCAUUCUCUGACUCACAAGAAAACAAUAUCUUAAACCAGAGAUCUUUGAACAUCAAAUAAAUACAUUUUAUAUGUGAUAGAGAAAGAAAGCACUGACCAAUUUCUUCUGUCUUAGUAGCAGAAAAACACUUGAAUCUGAGAUAGAUGUAUAUGUAAUUAAGCAUGUUACACAAUAUUCUCACAAUAUUCUCACAGCCAAAUUGAUUUCACACAGUCACUAAUAGGAUAACUUCUGUAAAGGAAGUGUAAAAGGAGUUGUACUAUGCAAAGAUUGCAUUAAGUAUUAUCACUGUCAAUUAGUUAAAGGUGUUUGAGGUUAUAGCCGAUGUUUAUGUCACCGUGAAGCCUUUAUAAAUCUCACUGUUGUAAACUGAGAGUAUUAAGUCAAUAAAAUUUGAUAAUUGCAGCCAUGGAAA
Messenger RNA from Pseudophryne corroboree (corroboree frog), 3290 nucleotides. It is a transcript of the gene TTLL13, whose product is annotated as tubulin tyrosine ligase like 13. The record is from RefSeq and is a predicted model, not a curated record. Bases 312 to 2822 code for a protein of 836 amino acids. NCBI's taxonomy places the organism in Eukaryota, Metazoa, Chordata, Amphibia, Anura, Myobatrachidae. The transcript is spliced from 16 exons. Gene Ontology annotation, cellular component: cilium. Gene Ontology annotation, molecular function: tubulin-glutamic acid ligase activity; tubulin binding. Gene Ontology annotation, biological process: microtubule cytoskeleton organization; protein polyglutamylation.